Messenger RNA from Monodelphis domestica (gray short-tailed opossum), 2057 nucleotides. It is a transcript of the gene LMO1, whose product is annotated as LIM domain only 1. Gene Ontology annotation, biological process: positive regulation of transcription by RNA polymerase II. Gene Ontology annotation, molecular function: DNA-binding transcription factor binding; transcription coactivator activity. Lineage: Eukaryota; Metazoa; Chordata; Mammalia; Didelphimorphia; Didelphidae. Gene Ontology annotation, cellular component: nucleus. The record is from RefSeq and is a predicted model, not a curated record.
ACACACACAUACACACACACACUCUCUCACACACUCCGGCUCCGCUUUUGUGUUUUGUCAGAAUUAAUGAGAAAAGUUCCCUUGCCCUAGGGGUAAUUAGUGUCCUUGGAGUUAAAUAAGCUAAUACUUAGGCACCUCUGGCACAGGCAAUUAUGUUUGUGUAUUGAAUAAUUGAUUCAAAGAGGGGGGGAAGGGCCGCUAAUCAGAUCUGAGCAUAAUGAAUUGAUUUAAUUAACAGGGGAAUCUGAGGGUCCCUGGGAAAUGCGGGCGUUUAUUCAGCAGCCGGAGAGGGCAGAGGCACAUAAAUUGCGAACGGGCGGCGGCGGCGGCUUCGGCUCGGGCUCCAGCUCCUCCUCGCUCUCUCGCUCGCUGUCCCUGGCCGCCGCCUCGCCCGCCAGCGGACAAGCUGCUGCUAUUGCCCCGAAGCGAGCCAGGCUCCGAGCUCUGGGUUCUGGGCUCCGGGCUCCGGGCACCGAGCGCCGAGCUCCGAGCAAGCUCGCGCUCCCUUCUGUUGGCUUCCCGGCGCACGGCCCGCUCCCGCGCUCUUGCCAGGCUGCCCUUUCACAAAUUCAUUAUUAAUCUCCCCCCCACCCCCCUGCGCGCCCGCCUCCCGCUGCACAACAGGGGCCCGGGCUGGGGAACCGGAGCCGGAGCCGGAGCCGGAGCCGGAGCCGAGGCAGGGGCCGGGAUCCAGAUUGGGAGAAGCAGUGCCGGCCGGGUCCAGCCCGGGCCGGGCGGAGGGCACUCUCUGAGCGGGCCGGCCCAGGGCCGGCGGCCGCCGCCUCCCGGUCCCGUACCCUAGUCACUGUCCCCUCUGGGGCUCCCGAUCAACCGGGAAGCGGCGGCGUCUUGCCCACGCUCCCCGGGGCGGGCAUCGGCAGCAUCCGCCGGUGGACGAAGAGCCGCGGCGGCGGCGACGGCAGCAGCGGCGCGGGCGCAGCGCCCCGGCAGCCAGGACAAUGGUGCUGGAUAAGGAGGACGGGAGGAAGUAAAGACCUAAAACGGGCAGCAGAGACCAGGACAACUGAGAGUGGAUUGACAAACUGGGUACGAACAGAGGACAGCAACCGGGAGGCUGAGGAAGCUCAUUCUGCUUGGCCCCAGAGGGCAGAAUCAGCACGAAUGAAUGGAAGUGGCAUCGAGGCAGAUUUGGGCUCCAUGUAAAGAAAAACUUCCUAACAGUCAGCUGUCCUCAAUAUGGAAUCGACUGCCUCUGAAGGUGUGCCCAUGCUGUCCGUCCACCCCAAGGGGAAACAGAAAGGCUGUGCUGGCUGUAACCGGAAGAUCAAGGACCGAUAUCUCCUGAAAGCCCUGGACAAGUAUUGGCAUGAGGACUGUCUGAAGUGUGCCUGCUGUGACUGCCGGCUGGGAGAGGUGGGCUCCACGCUCUACACCAAGGCCAACCUCAUUCUGUGCCGCCGGGACUACCUGAGGCUCUUUGGCACCACAGGGAAUUGUGCUGCCUGUAGCAAGCUGAUCCCGGCCUUCGAGAUGGUGAUGCGGGCCCGGGACAAUGUCUACCAUUUGGACUGCUUUGCCUGCCAGCUCUGCAACCAGAGAUUUUGCGUGGGAGACAAAUUUUUCCUGAAAAACAACAUGAUCUUAUGUCAGAUGGACUAUGAGGAGGGGCAGCUGAAUGGAAGUUUUGAAUCACAGGUUCAGUAGCAUCCUCCCUGCCCUGGUCUGGGGGCUCUGGGGCCAGCCCUGCCAGCAGCUCACCAGCCCACUCUGGCUGCAGCGAGGGAGACCGCCAUUGGCCUGGCUUGGCCCACCCAUGAUCUUUUUAAAAUUCUCCAUCUACAGAGGGACCCCUCCCUCCUUGGUCCCACGCCAUCCCUGCCAGGCACUGAGCAGUUACAGGUGUAGAUGUGCGGUUGUGCCCCUGUUCCUGAGCCCUGCCUCGCCUUUCCCCACCUCACCUAGCUAGUCUGUGCGUGAGUCUGGGGGCCAGGCAGGGCCUGUACAGCCUGUCUUCUGUAUAUAAACUGGAACAUUUAUUUUAUGAGAAAUGUAAUGCAAUUUUAUUACUGGUGUGAAUUAAAAAAGUAUGAAUGUUU